AUUUUUUAGGAGGAAUUAAAGUGUAAAUGUUCUCAAAAUCUCAUCAUGGUUUACCUUCUAGUGUAAUAAUUGUUGCAUUAUUGUUUUAACUUGCAUUAUCUAUCACUUAUCUGAUUAUCGAAAUUGCUAAUUUCAGAGUUUAUCCGGGGAUGUGUGAUAAGUUCAUCAAUUAACUGUUGAUAUAGAUGAAGAGAUUUGAUAAUUUUGUUGUGUGGCCAUGUGUUGAUCUCUAAAAAAAGUGUGAAUCAAUGCCAUGAGCACCCCCAAAUCCUUCCAUGCUUACCCUAGAUUUGACUUCGACCUAGAGUCCGGAUUGCCCCGGAAGGCCCGGAAAUCGAGCUCCCUUAAAAUGCUCAAGUCCUUCGGAAACCGAUUCCACCAUUUUUACAAGAUGCACCCGCUUUUAGUUUCGCUAAUCUCAUUGUCCUUGGGGCUCACCAUUCUAAUCGGGCUCUCAUUAUACGAAAGCCGGUUUAAAACGAUGGGUUACCGAAGGGGCGACGAGGUGGAUUUGCGUUCUGGUUCUUAUCCUUUUAAGAAUUUGCGUAAUCUUGUGAUGGUGGCGGGGCACGCGAUCUAUACGAGCAACAGUUGUGGGAAGAUGGAAAGCGAGGAUUCGUGGUUCUUGGAGCCGUAUCAAAAGCACACGGGCCAAGCCGCGACUUUUGUCUCACAUAUUAGAGAUGGCGUGGAGAUCGCGGCUAAGGAUGAGGGUGCUCUCUUAUUGUUUAGCGGCGGGGAAACCCGAAAGGAUGCGGGGCCUAGAAGUGAGGCACAAAGUUAUUGGGCCGUUGCGGAAUCAAAAAGCUGGUUCGGCAACGAAGAUAGUGUAAAGAGCAGAGCACUCACAGAGGAGCACGCCAGAGAUAGCUUCGAGAACCUUCUUUUUAGUGUUUGCCGGUUUCGAGAACUCACUGGCUCGUACCCGCAGAAUAUAACCGUCGUAAGCUAUGAUUUCAAGGAGGAGAGGUUCGCCCAUCUACACCGUUCCGCCCUCAAUUUGCCGCAAUCAAGGUUCUUCUUCGUCGGCACACCAGCCACUCCGACCGCAAAAGAGGCAGCAAUGAAAGGCGAAGCCUCAGUUAGGGCGCAAUUUCUCGAAGACCCUUAUGGGUGCUUGGGCUCUCUCCACCAAAAGAGGCUUAAGAGAGACCCAUUUCAUCGCACCGUGCCUUACCCUAAUGGGUGCCCCGAGCUCAAAGGCUUGUUCAGCUAUUGCGGGCCGGUCCCUUACCCCGGCUCGCUCCCGUGGACCCAGUAAGAUUCAAACUAGUGUUUGAGCUCAGCUUGUUUGUUUCCACUUCUUAGGUUCAGUACAAAUGGAGGAGCAGGUUAUAUAGCAUGAAAAAUCUUUUGCGAAGUUUGUACAAUACAAUAUUAUGCUUUGGAAUUGAUACAACGAUUUUGCGAUGAUUUAGUGCAUUUAUAGGAAAGAUACUUCACUGUACAACAUCGGCGGAACCUAUGGUUCCUUCGAAAAGUUAGGAGAGAAUGCGUUUACUCUAAUGCGACGGCCGAAGAGAUCAUCUUUGUGUACUGUAACUUUUCGAACUAGUUUAAAUGGUGAUUAUGGCCACUCAAAUAUUUCUCUUUUGCUCC
Messenger RNA from Ananas comosus (pineapple), 1599 nucleotides. RefSeq lists its product as uncharacterized. Gene Ontology annotation, cellular component: cytoplasm. The coding region runs from base 254 to 1261 and encodes 335 amino acids. Lineage: Eukaryota; Viridiplantae; Streptophyta; Magnoliopsida; Poales; Bromeliaceae. The record is from RefSeq and is a predicted model, not a curated record. The transcript is spliced from 3 exons.